AAAAAGCCCAAAACAAAGUAUGAUUCUUCUUCAUCCUCUCCAUAACCACUUCUCUAUCCCUUCUUCCAUAUGGGACACAGAGUUUCCUAUAGCUCAAGUGGAGAGGCCAUGGAAUGGAAGCAGGAAAAGCCUGAGCUUGGUCCCUUUCACUGAUAUAAAGGGCCCAGAGAACAGAGGGAUGGGAACUGGGCUGGUGCCUUGCUGCCUGAUUGAACUCUGUGCCUAGUGUAGUCCUUGACUUUAACAUUCAAUCCCUGCCUCCAACUCUGCCUCACUCCUAAUUGCAUCUAAUAAUAAUUCCAUGUGUCCACACUGAUCCUCUCAGACCUCCAUCUCCUUACUUGGUCAGUGAAUUCAGUUUGCAGCUCAACAGAUGUGUGGUGAGAACUGUUUUGUGUGAGAUGCAGGGGCCAGGGCUGAAAGUGAAUUUGCAGAAUCUUCAAAGAGAUUAUAGUCCAGUGGCAGAGGGGAGGUGUGUACAUCACAAAACUCACUGAAGCCAAAAGGAAAGUGUGCAGGGCAAGGAGUGGCUGGAGUUGGAGGAAGAUGCCCAGAAGGCCUAUGUGAUGGGACUCCUGGACCGACUGGAGGUGGUCAGUAGGGAACGGCGACUGAAGGUGGCCCGGGCUGUUCUGUACCUGGCCCAAGGCACUUUUGGGGAAUGUGAUUCGGAGGUCGAUGUACUACACUGGUCCAGGUACAACUGCUUCCUGCUCUAUCAGAUGGGGACCUUCUCAGCCUUCUUGGAGCUACUCCACAUGGAAAUCGACAACAGCCAGGCCUGUAGCAGUGCUCUUCGGAAACCAGCCAUCUCCAUUGCUGAUAGCACAGAGCUCAGGGUGCUGCUGAGUGUCAUGUACCUAUUGGUGGAAAAUAUCCGCCUGGAGCGAGAGACAGACUCCUGCCGGUGGAGGACAGCACGGGAGACCUUCCGCACUGAAUUGAGUUUCUCCACGCAUAAUGAGGAACCUUUUGCCCUUUUGCUUUUCUCCAUGGUUACCAAGUUCUGCAGCGGCCUGGCUCCCCAUUUCCCCAUAAAGAAGGUCCUGCUUUUGCUCUGGAAGGUGGUCAUGUUUACCCUUGGUGGAUUUGAGCAUCUACAGGUUCUCAAAGUACAGAAGCGGGCAGAAUUGGGCCUGCCUCCACUGGCUGAAGACAGUAUCCAGGUGGUGAAGAGCAUGCGUGCUGCCUCCCCGCCCUCUUACACCCUCGACCUGGGGGAGUCUCAGCUGGCACCACCACCCUCUAAGCUGCGAGGCCGCCGUGGUUCUCGAAGGCAACUCCUCACUAAGCAGGACAGCCUGGACAUCUACAAUGAAAGAGAUCUCUUUAAGACUGAGGAACCAGCCACAGAGGAGGAAGAGGAGUCUGCUGGUGAUGGAGAACGAACCUUGGAUGGAGAAUUAGACCUGCUAGAGCAAGAUCCUCUGGUGCCACCUCCACCCUCACAGGCAUCCCUUUCUGCUGAGCGGGUGGCCUUUCCCAAGGGCCUACCCUGGGCCCCAAAGGUCAGACAGAAGGACAUUGAGCACUUCUUGGAGAUGAGCAGGAACAAAUUCAUCGGAUUCACUCUGGGGCAGGACACAGAUACCUUGGUUGGAUUACCCAGGCCCAUCCACGAGAGUGUGAAGACUCUAAAGCAGCACAAGUACAUCUCCAUUGCAGAUGUUCAGAUCAAGAAUGAAGAGGAUCUGGAGAAAUGCCCCAUGUCUUUGGGGGAAGAGGUGGUACCAGAGACGCCAUGUGAAAUCCUCUACCAGGGCAUGCUCUACAGCCUCCCUCAGUACAUGAUUGCUCUACUUAAGAUUCUGCUGGCUGCAGCCCCCACUUCCAAAGCCAAGACGGACUCUAUCAAUAUCCUGGCAGAUGUCCUGCCUGAGGAGAUGCCCAUCACUGUUCUCCAGAGCAUGAAGUUGGGCAUCGAUGUGAACAGGCACAAGGAGAUCAUUGUAAAGAGUAUCUCUGCCCUGCUCCUGCUCCUCCUCAAACACUUCAAACUGAACCAUAUCUACCAGUUUGAAUAUGUAUCACAACAUUUGGUAUUUGCCAACUGCAUUCCAUUGAUCCUGAAGUUCUUCAAUCAAAAUAUCUUGUCCUACAUCACUGCCAAAAACAGCAUCUCGGUCCUGGAUUACCCUUGCUGUACCAUCCAGGAUUUGCCGGAGCUUACUACAGAGAGUCUGGAAGCUGGAGACAACAACCAGUUCUGUUGGAGGAACCUCUUUUCCUGCAUUAACCUUCUGAGGCUGCUCAAUAAACUGACCAAAUGGAAGCAUUCCAGAACCAUGAUGCUGGUGGUAUUCAAAUCAGCUCCAAUCUUAAAGCGAGCCCUCAAGGUCAAACAGGCCAUGCUGCAACUUUAUGUUCUGAAGCUGCUAAAAAUACAGACCAAGUACCUGGGGCGCCAGUGGAGGAAAAGUAACAUGAAAACCAUGUCAGCCAUCUAUCAGAAAGUACGCCACCGCAUGAAUGAUGACUGGGCUUAUGGGAAUGACAUCGAUGCCAGGCCAUGGGACUUCCAAGCAGAAGAAUGCACCUUGAGGGCCAACAUCGAGGCUUUUAACAGCCGCCGGUAUGACAAACCCCAGGACUCUGAAUUUUCACCCGUGGAUAACUGCUUGCAGAGUGUGCUGGGGCAGAGGUUGGAUCUGCCUGAGGAUUUCCACUAUUCAUAUGAGCUCUGGCUGGAGAGAGAGGUGUUUUCACAGCCCAUCUGUUGGGAGGAGCUGCUCCAGAAUCACUGACUGAGCUCUUAACAACAAAACAUCUGAUAGAUGGGGUUUGGCUCCAAUAAAUGGUGCUCUGCCUACCCUGCCCAUUCAGCCUUUGUUUCCAGGUCUGGGAGUGCUUGUCCAGGGGAAAGCUGGCCUAGCCUAAGGACGUCCAGUGUAGUGCAGGGCCAUUCUGGGGGCUUUGGGCCUGGUGAUAGUGCAAGGCUAGGAUCCUGAGUCACAACAAAUUGGUCAGCUUGCACUGGGGUCAGUUGGGUGCCCAGUUGGCCUUGAAAAUCUACUGGAUCAGUCCUGGACAGGCUCUUUUGUGGGACUGCUCCCUGCUUUAGUCUUGCCCAGAACCAGGCUAGCCUUUGCUGACCCCAAGAGUGAGAAUAAGUUUAUUAUGGCAUUUGACCCAUGACAUUCAUCAUAGGUAAUGGGAGAGACAAGUCAUAAAAUAGGGAGAACAUUUCCUUCUUGCUUACCCUGGAUUCCUAGGACUUAAAAGAGGUUUGGCAAAGCCAUCUUUGAAAUUAAGUCUGUAUUUUAAAUUAAAAAUUUUGACACCUCUUUCUAAAAUUAUUAGCUCAAAGAUGAUUUUAGAGCACCUGCACCUUCUUUGUAAAGGAUGAUGAUUUUACCAUUACCUAAAUACUGCAUAUGUUAUAGUAAGGUAUAUUGUGUAAAGUGUUUUCUUCUCUACUCCUGAAGAGAUCUAUGUUCAGUCUGAGAGUUAUUUCUCUGUGUAUUGUGUACAGGGCUUGCAGUGCUCUGCCACAGCCAGUCUGAAAUAGGCCUCCUCUAAGGAUGCUUCAUGUUUUUCUGACUACUUCAGUCUUCAAAUGACUGACUACACUGUAAAAAAUUAUCCUUUUCAUCCAAUUCAUUUUUUAAAUGACAAGUAACUACAGGAGGUUUUAUUUAUUGAGAUGGCUAUGUCCAUUUGUGCUCAUGAUCGAUUUAUUUUUUAAUUGAAUAGAAUAGCAAGAGCAUCACAGCUUACCAUUUUUCUAUGUUGAUCAAUGAUUUUUUUUCCCUUUUUACUGCAAGUACUUUCAAAGUGUCGUAUGGAGAUUUAGCAAUAUACUGUUCCUACCUAAAAGUAUUGCACACUUCUUUGAAAAUACAGGGGUUGAUGUAUCAACCUCUUUAAACUUCUUUUACAGCAGAAUCACUUAUUUGUCAGUUAAGCGUCUGACUCUUGAUUUUGACUUGGGUCAUGAUCUCAGGGUCAUGAGCUGGAUCUGCGUCCCCACAUCCGGCUGGGCUCUGCGCUCACUGGGGAGUCUGCUUGAGAUUCUCUCUCUUCCUCUGUCCCUCCCCCUACUCCAUACAUACUCUGUCUCUCUAAUGAAUAAAUCUUUAAAAAAAAAUCACAUACUUCUCAACAGAAACAAGGUUUUUAGAAAAGCUUCUGAUUCGAUCAGGAUCAUUUUAUUUCUCUUCUGUCCCCACAAUUAUGUCAUCUAUAUUUUCAAGCUUUUUUAUUUUAAGUGCCCUCCCCCCUGGCAUAGACACUACUGAAUCUUUUUUAUGAUAACACCAGGCCACUUUAAUUGUGCCAGGAGGUCUAGUAAAAAAUGGCUUACUCUGUCAACCACAGUUCAUUUGGAAGUCACGGUACAGUUAUUAAUGAUAUCCAAAGGAACUAGACCGGAACUCGAACUAAAGCUUGGAUUUUACCUUUUUGAGCUUUAAGGUAGCAGGACUUCUGUUUUUAUGGAAAGGUGAUGAAGAAUAUAAGUAUGUAAUGGAUGACACUUCUUACAAUAAUUUGUAAAUUUUACCUGAGUAGGACAGCUGUCCUCGCUGCAAUCAAAGUAAUUCACUGAGCAUAUCUAUGAACCCUAUUAAUCUAUUUUAAUGUGGUUUAACUGAAAAGACAAUUUUCAAGGAAAGAGCAGUCAUCAAUCUAUUUCUCUUAAAGCCAUGUAGUAUUUAAUUUGUGUCAAGAACAAAUAAGUUGCCCUUUUAAAAAUAUGCACAUGAAUGCUUUCUGAGGCAUAGAAGUAUGCUAAGCUUUAACAUUUCAUACUUUUUUACAAGUCUUCUCUUAAGGGAAGAUUAAUUCUCAGUGCAGAUGGAGAAACUGAGAUACCAAGAAAAGUGAUUAGUUUCAAAUCACAGCCUUUUUUUGCUGACUUGCUGGGAUAGCAUUCAGGUAUUGACAGCCAGCCCCAUAUGUUAAAGUAACUGAUUUGAAUCUUCCAAUUUGAGAAGCCAUGUGUGUGGUUAGGAAUAAAUUCAGAUUAACCAACCUCCAAUGGUGAUUACUGUUACUACUUAGAAGGACAUUAUUUGAGAUUUAUAAAGGAUUUUUAUUUGUGAAUACUUCAGUAAAGUUUGUGUUGUUGAUAACACUGUUUAUCUACUGAAAGCACUUUAAUAAAAAAUUGAACUGGAGUUAGAAAUUUGGUCUUUAAUUCAACAUGAAAGAAUCUUAAAGACAGAUAUAGAAAGGAAUAAUAUAUAAAGAAGAUGAAUAUAUAAAAUAUUGUGUAGUAUUCCCUGGGGGUAGACUAAUAUAAACACAACUGCAAUGAAGGCUUAUGACAAACCUUUAUUUCUUGUUUCUGGGUCUGGGGAUCAGGUGCAGCUCUGCUCCACUCAGGUUAACUUGCUAGAUUUAGCUCUGCUCCACACAUCAUCUUAUUCUGGCAUGAGGCUGAUGGACUAGCUCCUGCCUGGGACAUAAUACUAUUCUCAUGGUAAAGGGCAGAAGCAAGCACCAAACCAUACCAUGCAAGCACCUGGAGGGGGCUUAAAGCUCCUGCUUGGAUGUGGCAUAAGUCAAAUUGCUCAUACUCCAUUGGCAAAAAGCCAUUCACAUGGGGCAAGCCUAACACUGGGCCAGAGAAGUACAUUCUACCUACGGAAGGCAGUUGCCACCAGGCAUGUGGGUAGACAGUGAGUCCCAGCAGCUUCUCAGUGAGCUUUUGAGAUUGGUGGUAGGGCUUUCUUAGAGAUUCUUGAGAAUUUCCACAGCUUUCCAGUUUGCAUUCGAAACCACCCAUUUUUCAGUGCUUUAUGCUGAUAUUUUCAGUUGUGACUUUCUUGACUUUUGUGUCCAUCGUACCCCCAGCUCUUCAUCUAACAAUAAUCUUGGUUCUAUAAAGACAGUUCUAUAAACGAAUGAGUCUCUUUCUCUCCCACAAGUAGUUGUGAUGAGUUUGAAGUCUUUCCUCUAGGCCUUCUUGAGAUGACCUAUAUUUGCAAUAAAACUAGCUGAGACUAAAAAUGCAGCUGUAGUUCUGGAACAAAAAUGACACUGGUUCAUACAACCAUCCGACUUGUGACCUUGAUCUCAUCGAUGCUAUUAUUGAUGAGCUAAAUAACCACCUUAAUAUCCAGGCGAGGUCAAGUAUGAACUUGGCAACUCUUUGGCGCUCUGCGAAGGUUCUAAGUAUGUUUAGGGUAAUUUGCAGAGGCAAAGAAGGUCCUGCCACUAUCUCAGAAAUACCGGGCAUGGUCAAUUAACAUCUGCUCUACGUAUACUCUAAUUCCCGGCCAGACUUUUCUGUAAUGGUAUGAUAAAAUGUUUUCUGUAAUAAAAAUGUCUUACAAAAUAUUAUGGAAUUUAUAAACAACUUUUGUGCAACACCAGUAGGUUUUAGAGCAGCUACUGCUAUUCUUACAUGUAUUCAAUACUAAUACAUAUUUUAGCGGAUAUUUUAAGUGUUGCUUUUCAACAUGAGAGACAUCAAAUACAUACAUAAAAUAUAUUUUAGAGUAAAAAGGUCUCCAGCAUGAUUUUAUUCUCUAUACAUUAAAUAAAACUUUUGUCUGCCUCUGGGCCUCCUGCUUUCUCAUUUUCUCUUAACCAAAAAAAAAAAAAAAAAGAAUAUAGUGAUAGUGAAGAAAAUUGCCUCCCGUAUAACCCCACCACUCAACAAUGAGCCAUUUAUAUGAUAGCAGUUUAACAAUAUAAGGAACUGUGUAACCUCUAAAAUAGGGUAGAACAAAGGGAGAGA
Molecule: messenger RNA, 6685 nt
Organism: Mirounga angustirostris (Northern elephant seal)
Lineage: Eukaryota; Metazoa; Chordata; Mammalia; Carnivora; Phocidae
Gene: STRIP2
Product: striatin interacting protein 2
Exons: 19
Coding region: 567-2744 (725 amino acids)
Biological process (GO): cytoskeleton organization
Cellular component (GO): cytosol
Source: RefSeq, a predicted model, not a curated record